Molecule: messenger RNA, 2729 nt
Organism: Cucurbitaria berberidis CBS 394.84
Lineage: Eukaryota; Fungi; Ascomycota; Dothideomycetes; Pleosporales; Cucurbitariaceae
Exons: 4
Coding region: 69-2606 (845 amino acids)
Cellular component (GO): mitochondrial inner membrane
Molecular function (GO): RNA binding
Source: RefSeq, a predicted model, not a curated record
CAACAAAUGAUUUGCGAUUCUAGCCGUAUUACGUUCGAUAUGCGCCGGUAGCACUUCGACAAAUAAAUAUGUUACCCCGUCCAGGCUGGCAUCAUGCUGGAAGACGCCCUCUGCAGGAAUUGACUAGAACCACAUACCCAACACUCCAUCCGCUUUUCAGAGCCUCAAAUUCAGGUUCUCUUAAACCAUGGAUUGUCUCGGGCCGAUAUACUUCAACCCUCCAAGCGGGUGAAGACAAGACUGGUCAUAUUAGUGCUGGACCUAACGAGGGCAUUUUGUUCUUCAACAAUGUCUUUCCUAUUCAAAUACGCAAGAUCCUAGGACUGCCAAUGCCAAGAAUUCUGGACAAACUUGUCAGUCCUGCUAUUUCUGGCACAGAUCCGACCAGCGUGAUCGAAAGGGCGAAAGCCAAACGCAACCUGCAAAUUACGGGCACCGAAGUCCUUCCUCGCAUGAGAGAAGGUGGUGCUUUUGUCAAAUUUUCAUAUGACAGUAGCACCUCAGCCUCCGAGAUCGAAAAAGUACUACAACAGUACUUGAGAGAUGAGCCUGUGAAGCCAUGGUGGAGCCCGUGGCGUCGCAUGCGCGCCAAAGUCGUCAAGGGACGGCCAUGGGUCGAGGACUUGAUGCGCUUGCCUGCCCCGCGGUUGAGGGUAGAGUUUGUUUCAGGCGAAGCAGGAGCCCCAGCUACGGACGCUGUGGAGUUGAGUCAAGAGCAGCUCUUCCAGUACUUCAGACCAUACGGAAAGCUAGGAGACAUCGUCAUGCAGCCUCCGGACUCCAAAGUACUGCCAAAGUUUGCUUAUCUGGACUACUCGAGCAUAGGAAAGGCCAUCAUGGCAAAGAACUGCAUGCAUGGUUAUCUAGUAUCGGAAGCCGAGGGGGGUGGUCUGAAAGGGACGAUCUUGAGGCUCAAAUACGAGCAGAAGAUCAAACCUCGUUAUAUCAGGGAUUGGAUUUUCGGUCAUCCGAGGAUUAUCAUUCCGAUCGUGGCAGCUCUCAUAGCUGGCACGGUAGCUAUUGUGUUUGAUCCGAUCCGGACGUUCUUUGUCAAAGCCCAUAUCACAAGAAAUUUCCACAUCGAAGACAACAGGUUCUACAAGUGGAUCAAAGGCUACGCCACAGAUAUCAUUCAUGGCGGCAAACACGACGAUGAUGAUGCUGGUAUGGAUGCAAUCUGGGAUGACCGUAAAGGAAACAUUGAGCAAAUACAAACGUGGCUAAUGGAGACGGCCGAGACGUUCAUCAUUGUGCAGGGUCCUCGUGGGUCCGGCAAACGCGAGUUGGUCGUCGAGCAAGCUCUGCAGGACAAAAAACUCAAGCUCGUACUUGAUUGCAAGCCCAUCCAAGAAGCCCGAGGCGACAGCGCUACCAUUAAUGCUGCUGCAAUGUCGGUUGGGUAUAGGCCGGUAUUCAGCUGGAUGAACAGCAUCAGCGGUAUGAUCGAUAUGGCUGCUCAGGGUGCAACAGGCGUCAAAACUGGCUUCUCUGAGACUCUUGACUCUCAGCUAAACAAGAUCUGGAACACGACAACGUUAGCUCUGAGGCAGAUCGCCUUGGACACUCGACACAAGAGUGACAAAGAUGCGAAUCUUGGCGAUGAUGAGUGGCUUGAAGCGCACCCAGAGCGCAGGCCCAUUGUCAUUAUUGACAACUUUCUACAUAAGAGCCAGGAAGGUGGUAUCGUUUACGACAAGAUCGCAGAAUGGGCCGCCCGCCUCACCACCACAAACGUCGCUCAUGUGAUCUUCUUGACAAACGAAGUCGCAUUUAGCAAAUCACUUUCAAAAGCUAUGCCCGACCGCGUAUUCCGCCAGAUUUCCCUAUCAGACUGUAGUCCUGAUGUCGCCAAACGCUUCGUUGUAACACAUCUAGAUGCCGAUGUCGAAGAUGACCCAUCGCCCAAGGAUGGCUCCCCCAAGAAAUUGCCGUCAGAGCAUCGGACUGAUCUCGGCGAGUUAGACACUUGUAUCGAUUUACUCGGCGGUCGACUCACUGACCUUGAGUUCCUGGCAAGGAGAAUCAAAACGGGCGAAACACCAACAAAGGCUGUGCACGAGAUCAUCGAUCAGUCGGCUUCUGAGAUCCUCAAAAUGUACAUCUUCGGUAUGGAAGACGAAGGUGGCAACAGACAAUGGAACGCUGAACAGGCGUGGAUGUUGAUUAAGACACUCGCUCAGAGAGAAAGCCUACGAUACAACGAAGUGCUGCUUGACGACAUGUUCAAGACAGGCGGCGAAUCUGUCCUCCGAGCACUCGAACAAGCGGAGCUCAUCUCUAUCGUCUCAGGCCCGAACGGCAGACCAUCGACUAUCAAGCCCGGCAAGCCUGUCUACCAUUCUGCGUUCAAACGCUUGACGGACGACAAGGUGCUGAAGAGUCACUUGGAUCUCGCCAUCCUUACCAACCUGUCGAAGAUUGAAAAUGCGACGAUUGACAAGUGUGAGAAUGAGUUGCUGCUGCUGAGCAAGCUCAGAAGCCAGCCUGCGCAGACGACGGGGAGAGUAAACUACCUGCUUACGAAGAUGAUGACUAGCCAGAACAAGGUGGAGAAUUAUGAGCUGGAGAUGAAGGGGUUGAAGAAGGUUUUGGCUGAUGAGAAUUGAUGAGUAGGCGAAAGUAAGAGGUCUCUAUGAUGAGGCACUUUUGGCUUGGAGCGCAAACGUACAUAUAUAGCGAUACUAUCUCCCUUCAAUUGCAACGAUAGUCUUUCUAUCGUGAAUGUCCAU